AUGAGAAGCUCAAAGAAGCACAACUUCCAAGACCACACCUGGAACAACCGUGAAUACUCCAGUGGCAGCCACCUCGAUUGGAACUACGUCACCACCAACCAAGAGCCCUACGACCUUAACUACUGUCACAGCUACAACCACCACGCCGACGAGCAAACCUACUACAGUCAAGACCACCACGGCGACGAGCACACCUACUACAGUCAAGACCUCCAUGGCGACGAGCAAACCUACGACAGUCAAACCCACCACGGCGACGAGCAAACCUACGACAGUCAAAACCACCAUGGCGACGAGCAAACCUACUACAGUCAAGACCUCCAUGGCGACGAGCAAACCUACGACAGUCAAAACCACCACGGCGACAAGCAAACCUACUACAGUCAAGACCACCACGGCGACGAGCACACCUACUACAGUCAAGACCUCCAUGGCGACGAGCAAACCUACGACAGUCAAAACCACCACGGCGACGAGCAAACCUACUACAGUCAAGACCACCACGGCGACGAGCACACCUACUACAGUCAAGACCUCCAUGGCGACGAGCAAACCUACAACAGUCAAAACAACCACGGCGACGAGCACACCUACUACAGUCAAGACCUCCAUGGCGACGAGCAAACCUACGACAGUCAAACCCACCACGGCGACGAGCAAACCUACGACAGUCAAAACCACCAUGGCGACGAGCAAACCUACUACAGUCAAGACCUCCAUGGCGACGAGCAAACCUACGACAGUCAAAACCACCACGGCGACAAGCAAACCUACUACAGUCAAGACCACCACGGCGACGAGCACACCUACUACAGUCAAGACCUCCAUGGCGACGAGCAAACCUACGACAGUCAAAACCACCACGGCGACGAGCAAACCUACUACAGUCAAGACCACCACGGCGACGAGCACACCUACUACAGUCAAGACCUCCAUGGCGACGAGCAAACCUACAACAGUCAAAACAACCACGGCGACGAGCACACCUACUACAGUCAAGACCUCCAUGGCGACGAGCAAACCUACGACAGUCAAACCCACCACGGCGACGAGCAAACCUACGACAGUCAAAACCACCAUGGCGACGAGCAAACCUACUACAGUCAAGACCUCCAUGGCGACGAGCAAACCUACGACAGUCAAAACCACCACGGCGACAAGCAAACCUACUACAGUCAAGACCACCACGGCGACGAGCACACCUACUACAGUCAAGACCUCCAUGGCGACGAGCAAACCUACGACAGUCAAAACCACCACGGCGACGAGCAAACCUACUACAGUCAAGACCACCACGGCGACGAGCACACCUACUACAGUCAAGACCUCCAUGGCGACGAGCAAACCUACAACAGUCAAAACAACCACGGCGACGAGCACACCUACUACAGUCAAGACCUCCAUGGCGACGAGCAAACCUACGACAGUCAAACCCACCACGGCGACGAGCAAACCUACGACAGUCAAAACCACCAUGGCGACGAGCAAACCUACUACAGUCAAGACCUCCAUGGCGACGAGCAAACCUACGACAGUCAAAACCACCACGGCGACAAGCAAACCUACUACAGUCAAGACCACCACGGCGACGAGCACACCUACUACAGUCAAGACCUCCAUGGCGACGAGCAAACCUACGACAGUCAAAACCACCACGGCGACGAGCAAACCUACUACAGUCAAGACCACCACGGCGACGAGCACACCUACUACAGUCAAGACCUCCAUGGCGACGAGCAAACCUACAACAGUCAAAACAACCACGGCGACGAGCACACCUACUACAGUCAAGACCUCCAUGGCGACGAGCAAACCUACGACAGUCAAACCCACCACGGCGACGAGCAAACCUACGACAGUCAAAACCACCAUGGCGACGAGCAAACCUACUACAGUCAAGACCUCCAUGGCGACGAGCAAACCUACGACAGUCAAAACCACCACGGCGACAAGCAAACCUACUACAGUCAAGACCACCACGGCGACGAGCACACCUACUACAGUCAAGACCUCCAUGGCGACGAGCAAACCUACGACAGUCAAAACCACCACGGCGACGAGCAAACCUACUACAGUCAAGACCACCACGGCGACGAGCACACCUACUACAGUCAAGACCUCCAUGGCGACGAGCAAACCUACAACAGUCAAAACAACCACGGCGACGAGCACACCUACUACAGUCAAGACCUCCAUGGCGACGAGCAAACCUACGACAGUCAAACCCACCACGGCGACGAGCAAACCUACGACAGUCAAAACCACCAUGGCGACGAGCAAACCUACUACAGUCAAGACCUCCAUGGCGACGAGCAAACCUACGACAGUCAAAACCACCACGGCGACAAGCAAACCUACUACAGUCAAGACCACCACGGCGACGAGCACACCUACUACAGUCAAGACCUCCAUGGCGACGAGCAAACCUACGACAGUCAAAACCACCACGGCGACGAGCAAACCUACUACAGUCAAGACCACCACGGCGACGAGCACACCUACUACAGUCAAGACCUCCAUGGCGACGAGCAAACCUACAACAGUCAAAACAACCACGGCGACGAGCACACCUACUACAGUCAAGACCUCCAUGGCGACGAGCAAACCUACUACAGUCAAGACCUCCAUGGCGACGAGCAAACCUACUACUGUCAAGACCUCCAUGGCAACAACAAUGCCUCCAACCACAAUGGCCAUCAAAACGACAACCGCACACAACAGAGGAAGCGGAGUAGCAGAGUCGCUACUGUUGCUCGGGGUUUCGCUCAUUCUCAAUGUCGUCUGCCAAUGAACAAAAAGCAAAACCUGCCUGGGUGACUUUUAUAAUAAUAAGGUUUAAAGUUUCUCGGGAAACCAAGAUGAAAUAAUAGCCAAGUUUGUUAUUAUGCGUGUCACACUGUGUCAUAUAGAACAGCUAUACUUAAUAGUUUAGCAGUGGUGUUUUUUUUUUUAAACAAUUUAAUAGAAAACUUGUGUCAUCUGCUUAUCUGGAGGAGAAUUGCCUCCUGUCUCUAAUUUUAGACAAAAAGAAGAUAUCAAAUGCCAAAGGAAACAAACGCUUUUAUUUUUUGUUCAUAUGACACACGCUGAAUACAGGUGCAUCUCAAUUAGAAUAUGGAGGAAAAUAUUAUUUAUUUUAGUAGUUCAAUUCCAAAACUCAAACUAAUACAGUAUUAUAUAGAUUCACUACAGAGGUAAUCUUUUUCAAUGUAUUUGAUAUUUUUGGGUAAUCAUGAUGAUUAUAUUUUACAACAAAAGCAACAACAACAACAAAAAAUCACAAAUGCAAGAAAGUUGAAAAUUCGCAAAAUAAGAAACAAUCAAAAUUAUUUUUGAUAUGGAAAUUAGGUAGGAAUUGGCCUUAUGAAAAGUAUUUUCAUAUUUUAUGUGCUUAUUGAAUCUGAGUUUCACUUUUGCAUGAACUACUGUAAUAUAUUAACUUUUAUAUAAUAUGACAAUUUAUUGAGAUGCUCCUGUCUAUGUAUGUUUGCACUGUCUGUGUUGUUAUAGCGUGGCUGUGGAUAUUUUUGUUGUGACCAGCUUGCAUAUGAUCUCAGAUUUUCAACACUGCAUAUCUACAACUAUUACUUAAAAUACACUCUUCGCAAACUGUGAAACUACUGUAUUCACGUUCAAUCAAAUUUAAUCAAAGCAUUGAUUGCCAAAUGAAUGAAACAUUAACAGCUGAGCAAAGUAAUGGAAAAUGCAGAUGCAGAAAGACUGAAGCCUGUAUAACAGAUUUGACGAAUAAAUAACCAUUUUUUAAUGGUGAAA
This is a messenger RNA of Phyllopteryx taeniolatus (common seadragon), 3774 nucleotides long. Its product is annotated as repetin-like. The transcript is spliced from 3 exons. Lineage: Eukaryota; Metazoa; Chordata; Actinopteri; Syngnathiformes; Syngnathidae. The coding region runs from base 1 to 2817 and encodes 938 amino acids. The record is from RefSeq and is a predicted model, not a curated record.